Molecule: messenger RNA, 2587 nt
Organism: Lucilia cuprina (Australian sheep blowfly)
Lineage: Eukaryota; Metazoa; Arthropoda; Insecta; Diptera; Calliphoridae
Gene: Ets65A
Product: DNA-binding protein D-ETS-3
Exons: 10
Coding region: 1214-2587 (457 amino acids)
Biological process (GO): regulation of transcription by RNA polymerase II; cell differentiation
Cellular component (GO): nucleus
Molecular function (GO): DNA-binding transcription factor activity, RNA polymerase II-specific; sequence-specific DNA binding
Source: RefSeq, a predicted model, not a curated record
CAAUUUGGAUUUGUCAAGCAGACAUUCAUUAUAAAACACACAGACACACAAUCCUAUACUCGUAUCCUCGUAUGUGUCGUCUUCAGUGGUUAAAAUAAAAUCAAAUAGAAAAAAAGAACAAAAAACAAAUGAGUAGAACAACUAGUCAGGACAAUCCAAUGCCAGGACAUGUUUAAAUAAAUUUUAAACCUUUAACGGUCUGGUCGACAAAAAAACUUAAAAGUCUUAAAGGUGCGCUCGCUCUCAUACGGUUGGUUUUUUAUAGACACGUACCACGUACGAACGGAACUCUUUAUUGUCUGUCAGCAAGUGGUCAUAUCCCAUCAGACAACAAACUGCUGGCUGCACCACAUUUGUUACCGCAAUACGAAAAAGUUGGCCACUAGAGCUUGUUGCUUCGCGCUUCCUUGCAGAAAACAAGAAGUUGAACAGUUGACAUUAUAUACUUUUUAUUCUGCUUCCUCUUACUAUUACUAUUAUUGUUGUUGUCUUAUUACUUAUUUGUGUGUAGUGCCAGGACACAUACGAAAAAUCAAACCAAAAAUAAAGUGAACAAAAAAAAUAUAUAUCAAGAAAUAAUAACAAAAAUAAAAACAACAAAAAAGUCGACGACGGCUACUUCCUUUAUAGAGGAAUCGGAAAUUUUUAAGCGGAAAUUAUUGAAAUUUUGUUUCAGUUUCAUUUUCAUUUCAAACUAAUACACUUGAGAAAAAACUCUAACCACAAACACACAUACAAAGCUUUCUACAUGCACCUGUAUAGUAGUGAGUGAGUGACGCGUCUUGAAGAAAAUAAAUAGUGCAUACGUUAAAGGGCAAACAAACCUUCCUUUCCGUUUGGGUUUUUGUUUUGUUGUCUUUUUGUGAAUGUGUGUGAGUUAUUUUUUGUAUUAGUCCCGUUUAGUUAUUUGAAUUUGUGGUCGUUGACAAAUUACAUGAAUAUCCGUUUCCAGUGAAAGUGUGUGAAAAGUGCGCGCAAUUAAAAUGCGAUAAGUCGUUUCCUUUUUUGUAUUUUUAGAUUGUUGUCGUUGUUGUUUUUCAAUCAAAUCCGUCGGUUAUAUUUGUUGAAAAUUAAAUAAUAACAAAAAACACAAGCAAUAUUGUAUUGUAAAGUGAAUACUAAAAAUAAACUAUAUAAACUUUUUUGGAUAAAUCUAUAAACAAUACGUGAUUACUUUAUAACAUCGAAUAAUAACUCGUUGUAGCCAUUCAAAAUGUAUGAAAAUUCAUGUUCAUAUCAAACGGCUUUGGACCUAAAAAGAGUGUCACCACCCACAUUGGCACAAGUUAAAACAGAAGAUUGUAUAACUCUAGGACAAUGUUCACCCGAUUGGACCUCAUAUCGUUUUCAUCAGUCCACCUUCGAGCAAUUAAAACAGAGUGUAGAAAAAGCUAAAGCGGCAUUACAAGAUCGUAGUACAUUUUUUGGAGCUUCCAGUGCAUUUAGUGAUAUUUAUUCAACGCAACGUUUAAGUGACACUUUGGAUACUCUGCCCUCUGUACAAAGUAGCAAUACAGCCAACUGUAUUGGCAUUCAGGUGCACAACAGUGGUUCUGCUGCCAUGACACCCAGUUCUCAAAGUUUAGUUUUAAAUGGCAAUUGUAUAUCAUCAGUAUCGUCGUCUUCGAGUGCCCAACGUUAUCGUUUGGAUACUUUACAACCUGCAAAUUGUUCUCCAGUACCUCAACAUGGUGUUAUAACUUCAAGUGCUGCACCGUCAUCGUUAACGACAACGUUAAUGGAUGUUUCACAUAAUGAUAGUAAAGGGAGGGAUAAAUCCUCUGUUGUGUGCUCUUCCACCUCCGUAUCCACAAAUUCUCAUAACAAUUCCAGCAAUGACAACCGUAGCUUGAGUAAAUGUUUAUCGGAUUCAUCAUAUAAAUCCUCUUGGGGAUCCCAUAGUUCAACACAAUCUCAAGGAUACAGUUCAAAUGCCUUAAGUAGUGUUGGUGUUAGUGUUGGUAAAUCCUCAUUGGAUCCACACACACAUCUAAGACAACCUGAUCCAUAUCAAAUGUUUGGACCAACAAGCAGUCGUCUAGCAAGUUCAGGUUCUGGUCAAAUACAACUUUGGCAAUUUUUAUUAGAAUUACUUUCCGAUUCCGGCAAUGCUGGCUGCAUAACAUGGGAAGGUACAAAUGGAGAAUUCAAAUUAACCGAUCCAGAUGAAGUUGCCCGAAGAUGGGGAGAACGUAAAUCAAAACCCAACAUGAAUUACGAUAAAUUAAGUCGUGCUUUAAGAUAUUAUUACGACAAAAAUAUUAUGACCAAAGUUCAUGGCAAACGUUAUGCUUAUAAGUUUGAUUUUCAAGGUUUAGCUGCUGCCACCCAACCAGCAGCUAGUGAUCCCACCUAUAAAUAUCAAAGUGAUUUGUUUAUGACACCAUAUCAUCACAGCGCCAAAUUAAGCUCAUUUAUGAGUCCUCAUCAUGGCAUGACAUCAUCAUCUGCUUCCAUAUUUCCAUCUGCCGCCUCGUGGGGUAAUUGGGGUAACCAUGCCACCAACUUGUAUCAACCCCAUUCGAUGGGCCAUGUAACACCCUCUCAUGUUGCUCCACAUUUGAGCUCCUAUCCUCAUUACGCAUGA